This is a messenger RNA of Quercus robur (English oak), 1892 nucleotides long. Its product is annotated as putative E3 ubiquitin-protein ligase XBAT34. Bases 234 to 1712 code for a protein of 492 amino acids. Gene Ontology annotation, molecular function: protein binding. The record is from RefSeq and is a predicted model, not a curated record. NCBI's taxonomy places the organism in Eukaryota, Viridiplantae, Streptophyta, Magnoliopsida, Fagales, Fagaceae. The transcript has 9 exons.
CACUUUGAUUAAAAAAGCAAAAAGAAAAAAAAGGAAGGAGUUUGAUGAAUAAUGGGAAGUUUCCUGUCAAAAACAUCCGAAACAGAGUCAGACAAAACAUUCCUUCUCUGCUAAGUUUCCGAGACACAAGCCAAUAUCCCCUUAUUUGAAUUCAGAGAAUUACAAUUUUGCACUCUAUUUUCACUCUUUUCCUUUUUCUUAGCUUCAGAAUAUCUCUAUCAUUUCUUGUUAUUAUGGGCCAAAUUCUUGAACCCAUGAGCCAACAACGACCCCGAGCCGAGUUGCUCCAUGAACUGGUCAGAACUGGAAAUGUGGAAGCCAUUAAAGCACUUUGCAGAGAAGGUGCUAGCCUUGAGUGGAUUGACAGCGAAGGAAAGACCCCCCUCAUCGUGGCGUGCAUGAAUCAUGACUUGUUUGAUAUUGCCAAAACUCUAAUUGAAUUGGGUGCCAAUGUCAAUGCUUAUCGUCCUGGGCGUCAUGCGGGUACUCCUUUACAUCAUGCAGCGAAAAGAGGCUUGGAACAGUCUGUUAAGUUGCUUCUUUCCCAUGGAGCAAAUGCUCUAGUGAGGAAUGAUGAUUGUCAAACUCCACUUGAUGUAGCUAGAGUAAAGGGGCAUACUAAUGUUGUUCGUGCAAUUGAGAAUCAUAUUUGCUAUUUCUCUGGCUGGCUGCGGGAAUUUUAUGGUCCUGGCAUUCUUGAAGCAUUAGUACCUCUGACAAGAAAAAUUUGGGUUGUCGUUAUACCUUGUGGUUCCAGUAAUUCUCCAAUGCCUCGCAAAAUGGAGCUUGUCAUUUAUCCUACUUUGCAGGAUGCACAGCCUCGUACAGUUAUUGCUCUUUGGAAGGCCAAAAUUGAGGAACCCAAAUUUCAGCAAAUGGAUCCAGCACUCACUAUAUUUAACGAGCCUACUAGAACUCGUUAUAAGCUUGCAUCUGCCCUUGAUUGUGAUAAACAGCAACUUCAACGGCUUUAUGGUGCAUGCUUAGGAAUUCCUCCGGUUAUUCCUCCCCCGGUUAAUACCCUAAACUCAACUCCAGAAUCUGCCCCUCAAACUGCUGCAGAAGCUGUUGAAUUGGCUAUGGCAAUAAACGCCUCCAUUCUGUCCGCUUCAUUGGAUAGACCCUCACUUCCUCCAAAUACUCACCAGAGCUCUGAAUCAAUCAACACAAAUGGUAGGGGAAAUUCUGCUGAGAGUGGCAGUUAUAAAGGGUGGGGCCCUGCUGUAGGAACCACAAAUUCAGGUGCAAGCAGCAGUCAAGGGAUGGACACAAAUCCAAAAGAAGACUACAAUGGCUGGGGUGUACCUGAUUCUAGGCCAGUUAGUGAUCCAACUCAGCAUGCUCAAGCCAUUGGUAACACUUCUCCCAUUGUUUCCAGUAACAAUGGAAUUGCUGCAUCAGUUCCAUCUGCUCCACCUAUUCCUGAGGUUUUGGAUGAAGGGCCAAUCCAUUAUCCAUCCAUUGAUUUCAGUCCAGUGGACUGGUCUGUUCCAGCCAGAGAGGAUGGAACUUCUGUAACAAAUGAUGUGAAAGAUGAGGACACUUCUUCCUCAUGUGUGAUAUGUUUUGAAGCUCCAAUAGAGGGAGCCUGCAUCCCCUGUGGCCAUAUGGCUGGUUGCAUGUCUUGUUUGAAUGAGAUCAAAGCCAAGAAAGGGGCUUGCCCUGUAUGCCGAGCCAAGAUAAAUCAGGUCGUUAGGCUUUAUGCCGUAUGAUAAUAAGUGAAUGGAUCAUGAUGGAGCUGGCCAAUUUUCAUAUUUUAUCAUAAUAUGUUGUUGAUUUAUGAGCUUGUAACAUAAAUUUAAUCAGGCUAUGGAUAUAAUUGUACAGGGCAACAAGGCCAUUGUUGGCAUAUUUUAUUUAUUAUUAAUAAAUUAAAAUUUAUUUUUAAGAUA